UACAUUUUACAAUUAUAAAUAUCACGGGAUACCACAUUUUACUGCACACUGCACAGCACAUACUGCUAUAUAAGAUCAGAGUUUUUAUUGUCUCAAGAGAAGUAGGGAGAAUCAAAAGAAAGAAAUGGAAGUACAGAUUAUGAGAAAGAUGGAAGAAGAAGAAGAAGAAGAGAGAAUCCUAGGCCUGGAAUAUGGGAAUAAUAAUUACAGCAACUAUUAUGUUCAAAGCCCAUCUUCAGUCUCUCAUGCUCACACUCGCAGCAUUUCUCAUUCGGAGUCUGAUAAUAAUAAUAAUAAUAAUAAUAAUAUAAUUCCGCCCACAAAGUCACUUCUCCACAACCAACACCAACACACCAAUCUGUCUCGCUGCUCUUCAUCUAGAGCUUCCACUACAACAACUUGUAUUCCCCUUCCCAAUCACAAUCAUAAGAUCAUCCAAGGCGCUCUUAUACCUGUUUCUGAUAAUCUUUCAUCUUCCAAAACUAAUCUUAAAAAUGUAGUAGUGCUUGGUAAUAAUACUAAGUAUAAUAAUGAUUAUGAAGAAGAAGAAGAAGAAGAUUAUGAUUAUGAUUGUUGGCAAUAUUUGUCAUUCAACACUUAUCCGUCCUCCCUUUGGAUUGCUUUACAAUUGUUAUGGAGGUUUCUACUCAGUCUCAUCUUUGCUUUGCUUGUUUUCUAUCUUAUCACCAUGCCGCCUCCUCCCCAUCUUUCUAUUAAGGUGACAGGGGUGAGGCAAUUUGAUGUAGCAGAGGGAUUGGAUUUAACAGGAGUAGCCACAAACUUGUUAAGUUGCAAUGUAUCAAUGGCGAUUGUUAUUGAUAACAAAUCUAAAGUGUUUGAGCUCAAUGUCCUGUCUCCAGUAGUAGAUAUCUACUUCGGUCGUGUUUCAUUAGUCCAAUCACAAGGGCCAGAAAUAGAAGUGAAGAGUGGACAAUGGAGAGAAAUGGAGGUAAAUGCAGGAACAAAAAAGAAAGCAAUGUACGGAGCAGGAAGAAAUAUGGAAGAAAUGCUGAAUUCCGGAAGAGGAGUACCUUUACUUAUUACUCUAAGAUUGUCUUCGUACAUACGAGUUAUACCAAACCUUAUUCAAUCCGACUUCCAUCAACAUGCUCACUGCGUGUUGUAUGUUCAAAAUCUGUAUGACAAAAAACAUCGAACUCAGGCUUACAAUACCACAUGCAUUCUAACUUAAUACUUCUACACUUGUACUCAUCAUUAUUCAUUCGUCAUACCCGGCCUUGCCUUCAGCCUCGUCUUUUCUAUCCACCCUAUUCCUAGCCUAACUGGCUAAGCACAUCAUCAACUAUUGAAGUCCCUCUUCAUUUUAUUUUUUUAUUUAUCUUUAUCAGAUUUGUGACUUUAUCAUAUUUAAGUGAAUAUUUUCAAUCAAUGAUUAUUUGUUUUUUUAUUCACUCCCAAGGUAACCAAUUUUUAGCUUUUAUAACCUUUUUAUUCAAUCUGUUUUCUUGUUACUGUAAUUUAUUAUAUUUAAAUUAUUAAUAUUACUUAAUUUU
Molecule: messenger RNA, 1514 nt
Organism: Amaranthus tricolor (Joseph's coat)
Lineage: Eukaryota; Viridiplantae; Streptophyta; Magnoliopsida; Caryophyllales; Amaranthaceae
Exons: 3
Coding region: 125-1192 (355 amino acids)
Source: RefSeq, a predicted model, not a curated record